GUAUGUAUAUAUGUAGAAUCUUGCGGCGACACAGCUGAUUCACCCGAUUGUUUACCGGAAUAAAAAAAAUGAACGACCGUUUGCAAUAACGGAUGUACCUUGCUCAUUGAGAAAGGUCCACGUUGGUGGGAUUCUGUUCAAACAUGGGAUGUUGCUACAGCUUUUGUAAAGAGGAUAGCGGACCGCAGGGUGGAGAAGCGAAUGAAAGAACACAUUUGCUGGUAGAUCCUGUCAGUAACAAUACAAAUGUACCUAGAGUACAUAGUGACGAUUACGUUAACCAAUAUGCAAGUUCCGUGCCUAAAAAGACAGAUGAACAGAGUGCAUUGAAUAGAAUUUUACAUGAAACUGCAGCCAAUGUUAUUGAUGUGGGCGCUUUAGAUACGCAUAAUCUAGAACAGCAUGAAUACAUGGACAGAUCUCGUGCGUAUUCAAAGAGAAUAGAAUCAGGUCGAAUUAAAUUUCCCGAGGCUACAUCUUGCCUACUUAAGGAUAUACCUGCUCCUGAACGAACAUUAGCUGCCGACCCACUUGCUGCUGAAGACGAAGAAUUGAUUACAGAAAUGCUCAACAAGGCUGUGACAGCAUUAGGCGAUGUAAAAGUCGAACACAAGGAAGAUUUGGUGGUUCCGUUUCUAUCGUGAUUGUUAAAUGUCCGUCAAAUUAAUUUAUAA
Molecule: messenger RNA, 674 nt
Organism: Cyphomyrmex costatus
Lineage: Eukaryota; Metazoa; Arthropoda; Insecta; Hymenoptera; Formicidae
Gene: Lamtor1
Product: Late endosomal/lysosomal adaptor, MAPK and MTOR activator 1
Exons: 5
Coding region: 144-644 (166 amino acids)
Biological process (GO): positive regulation of MAPK cascade; cellular response to amino acid stimulus; regulation of receptor recycling
Cellular component (GO): late endosome membrane; Ragulator complex; membrane raft
Molecular function (GO): molecular adaptor activity; guanyl-nucleotide exchange factor activity
Source: RefSeq, a predicted model, not a curated record